Messenger RNA from Dunckerocampus dactyliophorus (ringed pipefish), 720 nucleotides. RefSeq names its product mitochondrial ribosomal protein L55 (gene mrpl55). Gene Ontology annotation, molecular function: structural constituent of ribosome. The record is from RefSeq and is a predicted model, not a curated record. Gene Ontology annotation, cellular component: mitochondrial large ribosomal subunit. Bases 106 to 471 code for a protein of 121 amino acids. The transcript is spliced from 3 exons. Lineage: Eukaryota; Metazoa; Chordata; Actinopteri; Syngnathiformes; Syngnathidae. Gene Ontology annotation, biological process: translation.
GAGAGGACAUUUUGUCUGUGGGCGCUUUCCGGUCUCGAUCUUGGACUUCCAGUUCUCAUCUUGCGCAUUUUAGAUCCCAAUUAAUGUGUUUAGGUCAUCGCGAACAUGUCGUUAAUGAAGACACAGCAGUUUUUGUCCUGGUGUUUCUUGAGACAGAUGUCCCCCCUGCACACUGUCCCUCGCCGCCUCAACUCCAACAGGACAUCAGUAGCCCGUUGCAACCGCCACAAAUAUGAACGUUUGUACUCAGUGAUGCUGGUGAGGAAAGACGGCUCCACCAUCAACAUCAGAUACAAAGAACCGAGACGCAUCCUCAUGAUGCCGGUGGAUCUGUCCACUUUGUCUGAGGAGGAACGUCGCAGUCGCCAGAAAAAGCGAGAAGUGAAGAAGGAGGUGAAAGAGACAACAGUCCACUAUGAGGAUGACUUCAAAGUUGACAAGUACAGUCAGUUCUGGAAGAAGAAAUUAUAAUAAAAAAAGACUCUUCAUGUGUCUGUAUUUGUUUUAGGCACAUCAUUAUGGCUGUAAGGCAAUUCUUCCAAAUAAUUCAAUACAGCUUACUUUGGUGUUUUUUUUUUAAAUGGGAUGUGUUAGGAUAAUAAAACAGGACAAUGCAUAUUUCAUCAUCAAUUCUCCUUGUGAUUGUGUUAAUGGACCAGUAUCUAUUUAUCAAUGAGUAAAAAUGCUUACUGUCCAUCUUCUCUAUAUUAUAUAUUAAAU